AAAAAUUUAUGUAAAAAACGAAGAAGUUAUUUUAUUAAACUAUAAAUAACCUUUUCUUUAUAACUCUCUGCUUCUAUCUUUCGAGCAUUGAAAUGAUUAAAAAAAAAUUAGUGGUGUUUUCAACAUAGAUCAUGACAGGCAAACCCUAGAUUUUACUUCACCUACUUGAGGUUAAAAAACUUAAUUGCAAGUAGGCCAGACAUCGGAUCUUCUCUCUUAAGGGCUAAGCAAAACCCAUCUCUCCUCUUUCUUCUAUCUUCUUUCUCUUCCUUCUCUCUUCUCUUGUAUAAACUCCACUGAGCUCUGUUUUUGUUUUUACCGUAGAUCGUUUCGAGUCUCUUUAAUCUUUGGCGGGUUCCGUAAAAAAAAAAAUGGCCUCUUCUAGAUUCCAAUCUGGGUUUUGUCCUAUCUCUUCGUGUCCCUCUCUUGAGAAUUUCAUCGAAAGGAUUAAAGACGCAUGUCGUUUCACCCUCUCCGCUGUUCUAGGGACAAUUCUCUCGGCGGUCUUGACUUUCUUCUUCGCUUUAGUGGGCACAUUGCUUGGAGCACUUACUGGAGCUUUGAUAGGCCAAGAAACCGAAAGUGGGUUUAUCCGAGGAGCGGCGGUUGGAGCCAUUUCGGGAGCUGUUUUCUCUAUCGAAGUCUUUGAGUCAUCUCUUGUUCUUUGGAAAUCUAAUGAGUCACGUUUUGGAUGUCUCCUCUACUUGAUUGAUGUCAUUGUUAGUCUGAUAAGUGGUAGACUUGUGCGGGAACGAAUAGGUCCAGCAAUGCUAAGUGCGGUUCAAAGUCAGAUGGGAGCUGUGGAUUCAACUUUCGAAGAGCUCUCGAGUAUUUUCGAUACCGGUGGCUCAAAGGGGUUAACAGGAGAUUUGGUUGAUAAAAUACCUAAAAUCAAAAUCACUGGCAAAAACAACUUAGAUGCUUCUGGCAACAAAGACUCAUGUUCUGUUUGUCUUCAGGAUUUUCAACUUGGUGAAACGGUGAGAAGCUUGCCACAUUGUCAUCACAUGUUUCACUUGCCUUGCAUAGACAAUUGGCUCUUCAGGCACGGAUCUUGUCCAAUGUGUAGACGCGAUCUGUAAUCUCUUUUCUUACCAUUUGCACAGCCUCUUCCCUCUCUCUCCUUCUUCUUGUAUGGUCGUAAAUUCGUAAUCAUGUGGUUAGAGUCUCUAUAUAUGUACAAAGAAAUGAAAAAAAAAAAGUUUUGAAAUAAGUUGAUCUUAACCAAACCCAUUAAAUUCAAGACUUUAGAUUGUGUGUUGGUCUCACCAAACUUUGAAGUGAGUGAUUGAAUUUUCGUAAAUACAACUACAUUCAGUAGUUAUGACGUGAAGGAAAGAAAUUGAAUUCUAUGUGUGAAUCUAUG
This is a messenger RNA of Arabidopsis thaliana (thale cress), 1366 nucleotides long. RefSeq names its product RING/U-box superfamily protein. Bases 372 to 1082 code for a protein of 236 amino acids. The record is from RefSeq and is marked reviewed. Gene Ontology annotation, cellular component: chloroplast thylakoid membrane; membrane. The transcript is spliced from 5 exons. NCBI's taxonomy places the organism in Eukaryota, Viridiplantae, Streptophyta, Magnoliopsida, Brassicales, Brassicaceae.